AUGAGGCUCUCUACUUUCUUUCUCCUGAUGGCUCCGGCCGCAGCUCGCUCAUACCUGUCAUGGAUGGCUGACUCCUGGAUCCUCAACAACCGGGAACACGAAGGCGCCUACUGGUAUGGCCGCGCCACAAUUUACGAAGGCUACGAAGCCGCGUACUCGCUCUACGGAAACGAGACCUUGCUUGAAUGGUACCGGUCGCAGAUUGACGACGUGGUGGUUGCCCCUGAUGGCAGUAUCGUCGACUUCAACGAGACGUACUAUUCGCUCGACGACUACCGCAUCGGGAAUAACAUCCUGUACUGGUACGAGCGCACUGGCGAAGAGAAGUACCGUCUGGCCGCAGACAGCAUUCGCGCAAUGCUCGACCGGCACCCCCGCACGGAAACGGGGGGGUUCUGGCACCGGCAGCCGAAUUAUCCGCAUCAGAUGUGGCUGGACGGCAUUUUUAUGGCGGAUGUGUUUUACGCCAAGUGGACAAAGCUCUUUGACGCGAAGAAUAUAACUGCGUGGGAGGAUAUCGUCUUGCAGUGGGAUAAGAUUGAAGCCGUGACACGGGAUCCCGGUGGCACUGGGCUACUCGUUCAUGGGUUUGAUGAGAGCAAGGCCGCCGUCUGGGCGGACCCGGUUACAGGAGCUUCGCCUCUUGUCUGGAACCGUGCUGUUGGGUGGUAUUUUGUCUCCCUGAUCGAGGUCCUGGAUAUCUACCCCAAGGACCUACCCGGAUACAAACGACUUUUAGGAUACUACAAGAGGCUCGCCAAGGCGAUACUUCGCGCCCAGGACAGGGAGACAGACGGUUGGUAUCUAAUCCUGAGCAAGCAGUAUGUUGGUGCCGAAGGGAACUACUUCGAAAGCUCUGCGGCCGCUAUGUUCACCUAUGGCUGGCUCGCCGGCCUGCGGAAGGGUUAUCUUGACAAGAAGACGUUUUCGAAACCAGCGGCAAGGGCGUACAGACAUUUAAUUGACGAUUUUGUCACGAAACAUCGCAAUGGAACCCUGACUUAUGAAGGGACUGUUCAGGUUGGAUCGCUUAAUAGCGAUGCGUCCUUUGAGUACUAUGUGAGUAUUCCAGUGGUUCCGAAUGACACCCGUGGUGUUGGUCCGUUCCUGCUUGCUUCCUAUGAGUGGGAGCUUCAGAAUAGACGCUCGUAG
Molecule: messenger RNA, 1152 nt
Organism: Aspergillus nidulans FGSC A4
Lineage: Eukaryota; Fungi; Ascomycota; Eurotiomycetes; Eurotiales; Aspergillaceae
Product: protein urhB
Exons: 2
Coding region: 1-1152 (383 amino acids)
Biological process (GO): carbohydrate metabolic process
Source: RefSeq, a predicted model, not a curated record